This is a messenger RNA of Capronia coronata CBS 617.96, 1653 nucleotides long. RefSeq lists its product as uncharacterized. The coding region runs from base 1 to 1653 and encodes 550 amino acids. Gene Ontology annotation, molecular function: heme binding; monooxygenase activity; iron ion binding. NCBI's taxonomy places the organism in Eukaryota, Fungi, Ascomycota, Eurotiomycetes, Chaetothyriales, Herpotrichiellaceae. The record is from RefSeq and is a predicted model, not a curated record. The transcript has 4 exons.
AUGACGCCUGUAUCUGCUCAGGCACUUGCCAGCCUUGACUUGGAAGCUGUGAGCGGUGUCGGUAUCCUCGGCCUUGUGCUCUGCUUGGGUUGGUGGAUUUAUCGCCAGGCCUUUUGUACCGAUGUUCCACGAAUCCCCGGCAUUCCAGAAGCCCCCGGCGCUGUGCCCUUCUUCGGGCAUCUGAAAGUACUUGGUCAAGACCAUGCCUCAAAACUCCAAGAAUGGGCCGUCAAGAAUGAAUGGCCUGUUUUCCAGGCAAGAUUGGGCAACCGACGGAUUCUAGUCCUCAAUACAUUUUCGGCGGCACAGGACUUCAUGGUCAAACAUGCAAGCGCUACCAUUGAUCGGCCACUUUUUCACACCUUUCAUUCAGUUCUGAGUACCACUCAAGGUGGUACCAUAGGCACAGCACCGUGGGAUGAGUCAUGCAAACGACGCCGAACGGCUGUGGGGGCCAUUAUGACACGACCUGCAAUCCUCAAGAGCACACCAAUGCUGGAUCUGGAAAUCAGUGCUUUGAUCAAAGACCUGGCAGCCGACGGCCUAGGACUGCGCCAACAGAAAGAUGGCUUUGGCUUGGAAGUUAACCCUCGCCUUCACUUCGAACGCAUGGCAUUGAACCUCACCUUGAUGAUGUGUUACUCAACACGAUUCGAAAGUCUCCAAGAUCCCAUGUUGCACGAACUUCUUGAAAUAGCAACCUCUGUCUCGACAUUCCGCUCCACCAACAACAACGUGCAAGAUUACGUACCAUUUUAUCGAUAUCUUCCAACCAACGACAGGACACAACUUGCCAUCACAAACCGUGUCAGAAGAGACGAGAUUCUGGGAAGUUUGCUCGAUAAAGUAGACAAGGCAAUGAAGGAAGGAAAGCCAGUGCAGUGCUUAUCACAAGGUCUGCUCAGCGAAGAAGGUGCAUCGAGACUGACAGAUGCCGAAAUUCGAUCGGUCAACGUAUCUCUUGUGUCGGGAGGAUUUGAGACCGUAGCAGCAACAGGGCUUGCGGGAUUCGGGUAUCUCUCCUCGCCUGAAGGUCAAGAAACCCAGGAAAAGGCUUUCAAAGCGAUUAUGGAAGUAUAUCCAGAUCCAGAGCAGGCUUGGGAAGCGUGCUUGAAAGAAGAGCAAGUGCAAUAUGUGGUGGCUUUGGUUCGUGAAAUGCUCAGGUAUUAUCCAGCUAUCCCAUUGCUUCCCCCUCGUCAAACUUGCAAGGAAUUUGAAUGGCAAGGGGUCAAGAUUCCUUCCAAUGUUGCCCUUUACCAAAAUGCACAAGCCAUCAACCACGACCACACCGCAUAUGGACCUGACGCCAACGAAUUUCGCCCGGAGCGCUGGCUUGAUGAGGAUUCAAAAAUCAAAGUUGGCCCACCGUUCCAUUACAGUUUUGGAGCUGGUUCCAGGAUGUGCACAGCAGUGGCCCUGUCCAAUCGGAUCUUGUAUGCUGUUUUUGUCCGGUUGAUCUUACACUUCAAGUCUGUGGGAUCUUCAACCAUGCCCCCUGUCACGGACUUUGUCGAAUACAAUGAGGAUCACACUGGCCAAACGGUUAUCGUGAAACCGUACCGGGUUACCUUGAAGGAACGCCUCCCUCGGGCUACACUUCUCCAAAACCUCGAGACUUCUGAACGGGCUUCGCAAGAGUUGCAAAUUGUAUGA